Messenger RNA from Adineta steineri, 822 nucleotides. Lineage: Eukaryota; Metazoa; Rotifera; Eurotatoria; Adinetida; Adinetidae. The record is from the annotation of a GenBank genome assembly.
AUGUUAUCGAAUAUAAAUGCAUGUGAUGUAAUGGGUUCACGUGCAUGUGGUCAAAAGCCGGAAAAAGAAGAUCGUGAAACAGAUCCAAUUAAAUAUUGUAUAGCAUCACGAGUUUAUUUCGAAUGUGUUCAUAAAAAAUAUCGUGGUUGUGAAAAUAAAGAAAAAUAUGAAAUGGCAAUGGAAUCCAUUAUGAAAGGUAUUCGAAAACGUGUCGAUGAUCUUCUAGCAUUUUGUAGUGAUAAAAUAGAAGAUUAUAAAUUUAAUAUCGUCUGGGAUUCUCCUAAACAACCUGAAGCAGGUGAUUCAGUUCGUAGCGGUGGUUCACAUAAUCGAGAUAAUGUACCGGCAAAAACUGGUAUUUCUGAUACAUUGACUAUUCAAGCAUCAGGACCCAAUGAUAUAUGUCAAGUAAAAGCAAUCAAUGAUCUAUGUCAACCAUUGAUGAUUAAUGUUAAAUUUAAUCCAUCAUGGAAUACUAUGAAUAAACGUGGUUGGUGUCAACAAGCAACAACUUAUUUUCGUUGUUUAAAAUCACGAUUAGAUAAAUGUCCACAACAAGAUGUCCAAAAUCAAUUUCAACAACUUGAACAUUAUCUUCAAUCACAAAUAAAUUUUAAUUGUCCAGGUGGUGUUGAUGGAUGUACACGUCAGUCAACGGAUGCACGUUGUAAAAUAGGUGUAGUUCAACCAAAUUCUAGUUCACCUAUAUUUUAUCUUUCUUAUUUUUUUGUUCAAUCGAGUGGUUUAGUUAUAUUACUUACAAUCGGUUUGGAAAGACCUGAUAUUUUUCAUAGUCAAACAAGUGCAACAAAAAUAAGCUAA